AUGGAUUUGACUGAAGAUGACGCCGCAUUGGCCGUCGAAGCCAUGCAACAAUACGAAAACGACAGUGAUAGUAAUAACAACUUCGACACCAUGUCAAACGACGACAUGGAACCUGGAGGCUGGAUCCAGUGGUUCUGAUCCCUCGAAGGCCAUGACUUCUUGUUAGAAAUCGAAGAAGAAUACAUUAAGGAUAACUUCAACCUAUUUGGAUUAAAAUAAGAAAUUCAAAACAGAGAGAUACUCCACCUGCAUUAAAAUGAUUUUAAGUAAUUAUUCUCCUUCAGAGGAGGAUCUCCAAAACGAAGAAUUUUUAGAAUUGAACCAAGAAGCUUCUGAUUUAUAUGGGCUAAUUCACUCAAGAUUCAUUAUCACUCAGAGAGGAUUGAGCAAACUUUACAAUAAGUUCCUCAAUGGAACAUACGGGUACUGUCCAAGAGCUUUAUGAGACCGCCAGAAGGUCCUCCCGGUCGGCCUCUCCGACGAGCUGAGAACAUCAAGAGUCAAGGUCUUUUGCCCCAAAUGCGAAGAAGUGUAUAUUCCAAAAUUUAAGAGCAUCAACGUGGAUGGCGCAUAUUUCGGCACUUCAGUGCCACAUAUUUUCCUGAGAAGUUUCAAAGAGGCGGUUGUCCUGCCGCCGAGGAUUUUUAACUACGAGCCUAAGAUCCACGGGUUCAGGAUUUACAAGAAGACUGGCUCCAGGGCCGCAGGGGCCAAGGAUGUUAUCACAUAUCCAAAAUCCUAUACUACAGGUGAAGCAGCAGAAGAACUGAAAAGUAGGGGCUCGAAGCCGAUUUCAAAAGAGGACAAAAAUGAUGAAGACGUUGUCACCGACAAUUUCAAUGACAAAGACCAGGCGACCACUCAUAACACCAAUAAUAACAAUGUAAGGAAGGGUAAAGGAAAAGGGAAGAAGAAAGGCGGAAGAAGAUAA
Molecule: messenger RNA, 931 nt
Organism: Moneuplotes crassus
Lineage: Eukaryota; Ciliophora; Spirotrichea; Euplotida; Euplotidae
Source: the annotation of a GenBank genome assembly